AUGGCUGACCUCGACAUCAAAGCGAUUCACACCAACGUCUACCCGUCGAUCGACCCAUCCAACUUCCCCAAUACUCUCUCCGGAAAGAUCGCGUUCAUCACUGGUGCAGGCCGUGGUAUCGGGCGCGCAAUAGCGAUCGCCUUUGCUCAAGCUGGCGUGAAGGGUCUUGCCCUGCUUGCAAGGAGCACGGGAGAACUGGAGGAGACGGCUGAGUUAUGCAAGAAGGAGCGGGAGGUGCAGGUAUGCAUCUGCACUGCGGAUGCGGCAAAGACCAGUGAGCUGGACGCUGCGGUGGACAAAGCGGUGAAGGAAUUGGGGGAGAUCGACAUACUCGUCAAUAAUGCAGGUGCGAACAGGCUCAGGCCAUUCCAUAUGACGCCGCCAGACGAAUGGUGGAGCAUCCUUGAAGUGAACCUGCACAAUCCCGCACACCUCAUGUCCCGGGUGAUCAACCCGAUGCGCGCACGUAACUCUGGCCAGUACAUCAUUAAUAUCUCCUCCCGUGCAGCCGUGAUGGCGUCGCGGGGCUUCGCAAGUUCGUACACGUCGUCCAAGACAGCGCUGACGCGGAUGACCGCGUGCGUCCAGGCGGAGCUGACGAUGGACAACAUUGAUCGCGUGUGCUGUUUUUCGCUGCAUCCUGGCGGCCCGAAGACGAAGAUGAACUAUGGGCUUGUCGAACCCGAUGUGGACGCUGCCUACCCGGGGAUGCAUGAGCGGGUACGCAAGUUUGUGGAUAUUCAAGAGGAUACGGUUGAGCUUUGCGCGUGGACGGUGGUUUACCUCUGUUCGGGUAAGGCAGACAAGCUUAGGGGAAGGUACUUUGAUGUGGAGCAGGACGUGGGCGCUGUCAUGCAGCACGAGGAGGAGGUGCUGAGGGAUAAUCGAGGAGAUCUGAAGGUUGAUAUGGCGGGAGAUUGGACGUAUUUGACGUCGUCGACGAAUCAGAUGAAACAUUAG
This is a messenger RNA of Dacryopinax primogenitus, 960 nucleotides long. RefSeq names its product NADP-binding protein. The transcript is spliced from 3 exons. Lineage: Eukaryota; Fungi; Basidiomycota; Dacrymycetes; Dacrymycetales; Dacrymycetaceae. Gene Ontology annotation, molecular function: oxidoreductase activity, acting on the CH-OH group of donors, NAD or NADP as acceptor. Bases 1 to 960 code for a protein of 319 amino acids. The record is from RefSeq and is a predicted model, not a curated record.